AUGGCGGCCAACUUUAUCGGAGCGCUGAUCAGCCUCACCUCCAAAUCGGAGGUGCGUUACCAAGGCAGAUUAGCCUCUCUAUCUUCCGAAGAAGCGACCAUCUCGUUGGAACAAGUGAAAGCCUGCGGAACAGAGGGUCGAUUGGCCGCUCAAGGUAGGCCUCAGGAUGAGAUGCCAGCUUCGGAUGGAACGUACGAGUUCAUCGUCUUUAGAGCGGCAGAUGUCAAGGACUUGAGAAUCGACGAUCCUAACCCCAUCAAGGCUCAACCUGAUGCUCCUCCCGCUUUUGUCGAUCCUGCAAUUCAAAGUGUGAGUGGGGUUGAGGCGCAGUAUGCACAGUUUGAGAUGGCUCAUGCUUCCGGGUGGUGGGGGGAUGAGGAUGAGCCCUUGGGUGUGGUAGCAGACCAUGCUCGAUGGGUUACGCGAGGCUGACUCACGCUUCGUUCUAUCCGCAGUCAUCUCAACGACCGCCAGCGCCACAGCAGGCACCCGCUGCUAAUGCUACCACUGCGCCGACAUCCGCACCCAAAGCGACAAUUGCUCCAGCCGCUGCUCCCGUACGCAUGCCCGCCGUCACAUCUGCUGCCCCAGCAAUCGCUACGACAACCAAUGGACUCGCUUCGUCCAUGGCCAACCUCUCAGUGAGUUCUGCAGCUCGAGACGGAUCGGAUGCCCCGGCAUCUGCUGCUUCCAAGCCAAGCACGACGGGUCGAACGGGUCUAGCGAGCGGGACGACGCCUUCCAAUCUGCCAGCCAUUCCCCACGCCGCAGCAGCCGCUGCUCGUCAACAACAAUCCGUCGAAGGUACGAAUGGGAAGAAUGCAGGGCGAGCCACUUCUCCGCGCAAUCAGAGAAAUGCACCUCGCGGAGGUGCAGGAGCAAGUGGUAGAUCGGUAUUCGACAACCGUUCGCCCAUCGCUGUACCGGAUGCGGAUUUCGACUUUGCAGCAGCCAAUGCCAAGUUUGAAAAGGAUCGAGCAGCUGCCGCAUUGUCCCCCAAGGUGGACAGUGUGGGACUUUUGACCGAUGGCGUCGGAGAUGGGAAUGAAAGGGGAGGAGGAGGAGGAUCACUAGACUCCAUCCCUCCACCUCCUGCAGAGCCAAAGAGCUUCUACGAUAAAUCUACCAGCUUCUUCGAUUCCAUCUCUAGCGAGGUCAAGGAGCGCUACGAAAGGGUUCCGGGUGCUGCGGGUGCAAGUGCGAGAAACGCUUCGUCCGGCACGGGAGAGAGCAGAGGCGGGGCUUAUGAAGGAGUCGGAGGCGGUAGAGGUAGGGGAGCAGCGAGAGCCAACAGAUUGGCAGAGGAGCGUCUGAAUCUGAGCACUUUUGGAGAAGUGGGCUCGGCGCCGAGGGGUGGAAGAGGUGGGAGGGGUGGAAGAGGAAGGGGAAGAGGUAGAGGUAGGGGACAAGGAAGAGGAAGAGGCGCGCCUUCUCCUGCCCAUUUUGCCUAG
Molecule: messenger RNA, 1451 nt
Organism: Ceraceosorus bombacis
Lineage: Eukaryota; Fungi; Basidiomycota; Exobasidiomycetes; Ceraceosorales; Ceraceosoraceae
Source: the annotation of a GenBank genome assembly